Molecule: messenger RNA, 1520 nt
Organism: Hippocampus comes (tiger tail seahorse)
Lineage: Eukaryota; Metazoa; Chordata; Actinopteri; Syngnathiformes; Syngnathidae
Gene: rcc1l
Product: RCC1 like
Exons: 11
Coding region: 158-1513 (451 amino acids)
Biological process (GO): positive regulation of mitochondrial translation
Cellular component (GO): mitochondrial inner membrane
Molecular function (GO): guanyl-nucleotide exchange factor activity; rRNA binding
Source: RefSeq, a predicted model, not a curated record
AGAGCGGACGAAGAAGAACGUAGAGCGGAAGUAAAAACAUUUUCUUUCCGCGUUGAAGAUGCCGGUGUAUAAACACACGAGAAUGACACUUGGAACCUUUUAUCUCUAAACGUUUUCCUUUCUCGCUGAAACACACGAACGGUGGAAGUUCAGCAUUAUGUCCCUUCCACGUGCUCGACGGCGCCUCCUCUCCGCACUCCAAGUCCCCUGUUGCGGCCACGCAGCGUUCAGCAGUGCCUCGAACCCGCGGGAGAAACCUGACGCCGGCGGUCCGGUCUUCCAGUACGUGGGCCAGCACAGGAAGCCCAGGCACAAAGUGUUCGUGUGGGGCUUCAGCUUCACGGGAGCCCUGGGCAUUCCCAGCUUUGUGAUUCCCGACAGCGGCAGGAAAAAGCCACGCAAGUACCAGCUCACGCCUUACCGUCUGGAGACCGAAGACCAGAUCUCCUCUGCCGCCUGCGGUUACGGCUUCACCCUCCUGGCGUCUUCCACCAAAGACGUCACCAAGCUGUGGGGCGCCGGCCUCAACAAGGACUCGCAGCUCGGCUUUCAGCGCACGCAGCGCAGCCGGCAUCACAGUUACGAUUACGUGUUGGAGCCGUCGCCCGUACAGCUGCCUCUGCGUGAACCGCAGAAAACGCGCGUGAUGCAGGUGUCAUGCGGGCGCGCGCACACGCUCGUGCUCACCGAUCGCGAGGGAGUGUUCAGUAUGGGCAACAACGCUUACGGCCAGUGUGGGCGACAUAUCGUGGAAGACGAAGUGUACGGCGGCAGUCACGCGAUCCACAAAAUGGAGGGCGUGGAUGGCCGCGUGGUGCAGGUGGCGUGCGGACAGGACCACAGUCUCUUGCUGACGGAGGCGGGGCGGGUCUACGCCUGUGGGUGGGGAGCGGACGGACAGACGGGUCUGGGGCACCACAAGGUGUGCCCCACCCCGACCGAGGUGCUGGGGGAGCUGUCGGGGGUGAAGGUCCAGCAGGUCAGCACAUACGCAGACUGCAGCCUGGCCGUGUCCGCCGACGGACAGCUGUACGGGUGGGGAAACUCUGAAUACCUUCAGCUGGCCUCCGUCACGGACACCACCCAGAUCAACUCCCCUCGUCGGUUGUCCCUGCCAGGCUGCGGUCGGGUGGUGCAGGCUGCAUGCGGAGGCACACAGGUGGCUGUCCUCAAUGAGCGAGGCGAAGUGUUUGUAUGGGGCUACGGAAUUCUGGGCAAAGGCCCCUCGCUAUCAGAGUCUGGCUCCCCCGAGAUGAUCCCCCCGUCCCUGUUCGGACGCUCUGACUUCAACCCCUCCGUCGUUGUCAGCAAGCUCCGAUGUGGCCUCGGUCACUUCGCCGCUGUCACGGAUCGUGGCGAACUCUUCGUGUGGGGGAAGAACCUCCGAGGGUGUUUGGGUAUCGGGAAGAGGGACGAUCAGUUCUUCCCGUGGCGAGUGACUGUUCCCGGUCAAGUGGUGGAUGUAGCGUGUGGUGUCGACCACAUGGUGGCGCUCGUCAAGUCCCUCCUCUGAGUUGGAA